Coregonus sp. 'balchen' is the source of this 793-nucleotide messenger RNA. The record is from the annotation of a GenBank genome assembly. Lineage: Eukaryota; Metazoa; Chordata; Actinopteri; Salmoniformes; Salmonidae.
UUCAGCUUUGCCACAUGUCCUUGAUGCCAUCAGAAAAGCUCAAAAUCAACAUCUUCAGUAAUGCACAGCUGAAAAACGCUGGUUUUGUUGACAAGUGAUUCCAGAAGAAGCACCAACCAUUCUUGGCAUAUCCAUCCAGGAAUGUCCAUUCCUGUCUCAGCUCCAAGAACUUCAGCUGUCAGACCUACCCGAUUGUGUAUGUAAUGCCAUGAUACCCAAUGCCAUGUUCAAUGUUCAAUGAUAUGCCUACAAUUGAAUAAGAAGUCAAGGUAACAUAGGCUCUGUUCUCUGUUUCCGCACUGAUGUUCUAAGCAGCCAAUUAGCCUCCGUGGACAGAGAACAACAGAGUGAUAUUCACUCAUUUCAUCCAUUCCUUUAGAGAAAUGACUCAUUAGGUAAUAAAUGGUUCUGGAUAGCACAGACACCUCCACACGUAUCUGGGACAAUCCACUGAAGUCAUCUGCUUACGGGGAUUUUAAGUGUUUUGUUUCAGAUCCCAUCUGUCUCAAACACCAGUGGAAGAACGGACUGGAACUUUGGCAUCUUUUCUGUUUUUGCCGAACUGCAUGAGUUUACAAGUCCUCAAUCCCAACUUCUCCAGCGAAAGUGGCCUGAAUGUUUGUCUGGAUGGUUAAACUCCCAAUAAUAUUACUGUGCCACGCACUGACAUGCGCCACUUAUUUUUCAUUUCCGUUUUUUUUUGUAGAAGGAAUCAUUGUCGCUGCUUAUCUCAACCAAAGUGGCACAGUUGACAUUGAGCUCUGGAGCAUUGAAUGACACAGAUGACCUCAAC